AUACCGCGGGCGCCCAAUGCUGACGCUGGUAGCGGAGAGAGGUUUCCCGGGACCGCGCGCGGGCGGGCGAAGGCAAGGCAUCAGUCGACCAGUAAAGGCGCGGCCUGUGCGUUUUCUCGGAAUGCGCAGCAACGAGAAAGGUUGCCCAAGUUGCGCGCCCGGCUUGACAGCGACGGCCGCACUACUUCCCAAGCAGCCGCCGCCCCCGCGGCCCACCCAUCUGGCCACAACCCCCGGGAAUGCGGUCAGCCACUAGGCCGCUCCCGCCAUGGGGGCGGCUGCGCUUGUAGCCCUGUUCUGGGCGCGCACCCUUGCCGGCCGCGCGCGCCAGAUAAGCAGCCGUGGCGAUUUGGGCGCGUGGCCCCUUCCGUUCCGGCGGCGCCCUUUUUCGCCCCACCACGGGAGGUGCAUGCAGCCGCGCGCAGCAUCCGGAAGUCGCGCAGGUGCCGGGUGCAUUGCAUCGAAGCGGCCGCCGCAAGCCCGGCCGUUUUUACUUUUUUGAACGAAGCCG
Molecule: messenger RNA, 511 nt
Organism: Amoebophrya sp. A120
Lineage: Eukaryota; Dinophyceae; Syndiniales; Amoebophryaceae
Source: the annotation of a GenBank genome assembly